This is a messenger RNA of Girardinichthys multiradiatus, 1258 nucleotides long. It is a transcript of the gene blvra, whose product is annotated as biliverdin reductase A. Gene Ontology annotation, biological process: heme catabolic process. The record is from RefSeq and is a predicted model, not a curated record. Lineage: Eukaryota; Metazoa; Chordata; Actinopteri; Cyprinodontiformes; Goodeidae. The coding region runs from base 320 to 1189 and encodes 289 amino acids. The transcript is spliced from 7 exons. Gene Ontology annotation, molecular function: biliverdin reductase [NAD(P)H] activity; zinc ion binding; nucleotide binding.
AUUUAACGAACAGGGGAGCGCCACUUUAAAAGAUCACGUGAAUUACGCAACUCCAAUAUUACGUGUUUCCGCCAUCUACAGGAGAGCUGGCGGAGCUCCGCUAGUUUGCAGAAGGCAGGCUGGGAUGGUGCGCACCCACAGAGAUAGUUCCGCCCCAGCAUUUUGAAACCUGGAACAAGCCACGCCCUAGUUAUCUAACGUCAACCGGCGUUUUUAUAUCACGGCUAAAUUCAACUAACUAGCUGAGUGUGGCUGAAGAUAACAAACAAGCGAGAUCUUCAUAUUUAAUAUUGGACGACGUCUGUUAAACAUAAGCAGUAUGUUCGGGUCAGUGGUAGUUGGUGUUGGCAGAGCUGGUGGGGUACGGAUCAGAGACAUGUUAACCCCGCUGCCUGGAAGCGGUGCAGAGAAACUGACUGUCCGAGGAUUUAUAUCCAGGAGAAACCUCAAUACUCACCAGGAUGUGAAUCAGAUCUCUGCAGAGGACGCCUUGAAAGGAGAAGACAUCCAUGCUGCAUUCAUCUGUACUGAGAAUGAGUCUCAUGAAGACUUGGUCAGGAUGUUUCUGGAAGCAGGGAAGCACGUCUGUGUCGAGUAUCCCAUGACCCUGUCCUACAAAGCUGCUGCUGAACUUUGGGAUUUAGCCCAGAAAAAAGGAGUGAUUCUACAUGAGGAGCACAUUGAGCUGCUGACAGAAGAUUACAAACAGUUAAAGAAAGAAGUAGAUGGUAAAGUCCUGCUAGAAGGUUCUCUUCAUUUUACUGGUGGAACUCUAAAGCCUGGAUUUGGUUUUCCAGCAUUCAGUGGAAUCGCUCGCCUUUGUUGGCUGGUUGACUUGUUUGGUGAGCUUUCAGUAACAGCAGCAACUUUUGAACAGGAUGCUGGAAAAGGCUACAGCAAGAUGACGGCACAGCUGCUAACUUCUAACAGCAGACCUUUGACGUGGGUUGAGGAACGGCAAGAUGGUCUCUUAAGGACAAAGAAGGUCAACUUUGUGUUUGAUGACUUUGCUGUGACCCAGAUUCCCUCCGCACCUAAAGGAACUGUUGGACUUUUUAUGCAAGAUCUGAUCCACUUCUCUGCCAAGUUGUCAGGUCAAGUGAGUCCUGAAGAACUUGACAGAGAAAGAGUCAGAAUCUUACACUGCUUGGAACUGGCAGACCGGAUUCAGCAACUUUGCAAAAGUUAAAUAAGGACAAUCCUGUUUAUCAUUAUCUCCAUUGUACUAAUCCUGUUUGAAAUAAACAUUAUUUCUUUA